Molecule: messenger RNA, 729 nt
Organism: Drosophila grimshawi
Lineage: Eukaryota; Metazoa; Arthropoda; Insecta; Diptera; Drosophilidae
Gene: ave
Product: protein aveugle
Exons: 2
Coding region: 103-423 (106 amino acids)
Biological process (GO): cell surface receptor protein tyrosine kinase signaling pathway
Cellular component (GO): cytoplasmic side of plasma membrane
Molecular function (GO): protein binding
Source: RefSeq, a predicted model, not a curated record
AACUGCUGACGGGCGUGAGUCUUAGGCAAAAGGAUCAAGUCCUGUAUAGAAAAUAUCAACAGGUAUCGCAGUAGUCGACGUGAAUUGUUUAAAUAACAAAAAAUGGGCGAGGAAACGAGCAACUCAACGCAAAACAAGGCGCGAGCGAAGACGACGCGACCCAAAGCCGUUUACCAGUGGACAGUGAGCGACGUACAGAAAUGGUAUUGUCGCCACUGCGGCGAGUACACCAAAUAUGUGGAUCUCUUUAAAGAUCACGAUAUAACUGGACGAGCUCUGCUACGCAUCACAGAUUCCUCGCUGCAGCGAAUGGGAGUCACGGACAAUCGAGAUCGGGAGGCCAUUUGGCGUGAGAUUGUCAAGCAGCGACUCAAAACGGAUAUAAUGGAAAUACGCGACAUGGAACGCCUUAACGUGCACUAAGAAUUAUGUUGAAUCUGCUGAAUGCUUGAAAAGGAGCAAUACUAAUGAUAAUUGCACUGAAACACUUUGUGCAGCAUUUGUUUGUCUUUCCAAUCUUUCCAAAGCUAUACGCAAAAAUUUGCAUUAAUCUUUGUGCUUUCUUCAUAUUGAAGACAAUCGACAGAUGACUGCUGCGCGAAUUCCCCCCAAGUAUACUAUUUUGGAGAAUAUCUGGUUGCCGAGUGUUUUUCCCACUUAAAUAAUUAAUUGAACGUAAUUUCUUGUCACAGACAUUUUUUUUGUAUUAGGAAUAAAUAUUUAAAUGAG